CCCCGGCGUCCUGAGUUUGCCUCUGAUUCCCCGCUUGGUUUCUGAGUGGCUGCAGUGCUGAUGUGUAAGAUCUAUUGAAGAAGAGCAAAUAUCUGCCUUCUUGUUGGACGAGUUGACCGCGAUGGACAACGUCACUGAGGUGAGAAGGGGAGGGGAGAAGCCACGUACCGACACGAGCGUACACAGCUGGAACUCCGCUGUCUUUGUGUGUGGUGCAGGCCGCAGACCAAUCUGCACACUCAGAUGCCUCCAAGACGGCAUCUGUCAGUGCCGCCAGCACCCCGAGCACCGCAACAACCGAUCCAUCGCCCAGGCGCCUCAUUGGCGAGCUGCUGGACAUCGGCGACGAGGUGCUCCAGGAGAGGGGCGAGGCGAACGGGGUGAUGGUGCUGGCUGUGGCCUAUCCCCUCGUGCUGCAUCGGCUGUGGGCCGAGAUUGCCAAGACGACGGCACCUGAGGAGCUCAUCCACGGUAAUGGGUACGGCACACAAACAUUGAUUGCACGUGUAGAUGGAAUGGUUGAGGAUGGCGAUGGACAUCGAUCUCUCCGUCUGCCUGCUUGUCUUUUCUGUCUGUCUGUGUGUGGGCUGCGGUGCGGCAGCACUGCACAGAAACUUUUUUGGCUUUGUGGUUUGGGAGAUGAGCGACGAGGAGCCGUCCAACAGUCACCGACACUGCCUUUACCUUCAUGUUUUCCCUGGUGAAUACGUACUGGAUGAAGGGAUCAAAGUAACAGAGUGUGGGUGGGUGUGGUGUGUAUGUCUAUGUGGUCAGACUGCCCGUCCGGUGGCUCCCUAGAGUUCCCGCACUGCCACAAGAGGAACUGGGUGGGUGGGUGGGCAGGAGAGAUCCAUGUCAUCCCAUCUGACCCAUAUAUCCUGCCUUGCUGGCUGGUGUUUCCAUGCAGGCGUCGUUGAACCUUACCGGCACCUACAAGCACAUCGUCUACACCCUCAGAGACCCAAUCACCGGUAGGCUCACACACACACACCCACACACACACACACAGAGCAACAAGGUGGCGUGGCGUGGAUCAGUGCAUCUAUUGAAGCGUGUGUGGCACAGGAGCCCCCAUGACGCCAGACGUGUCCAUUGCUCCAGAGUGUCCGACCCAGCACCUGACGCUCUUUGAGCACAAGGUUGAGGGCGGCAUCGACAAGAGGGGCCCCGUGCGUCUGGACGCCGUGCAGGAGUUCAUCUACCAGCCGGGCACUCUGCAGUACAUCAGGAAGGACGUGCCGCAUCGCUUAGACGAAUACGGUGGGCGGGCGGGCGGGUGUGUGUGGAGGUCGGGGGGAGGGGUUCGUGUGGUGUGGUCUGUGGUGUGAUGUCGUGGUUGUGGUUUGCAGCGGGCACCCUGAGCCUAAAUGUCCGCGAAAAUGGCGGCAACAUCAUCAACACCCUGUUCACCGUGCUGCACGGCAAACCCAUACCCAAGGUCUGUCUGUCUGAGAGCAACCAACUCCCAACAACUCUGACCACACCUCUCUCUCUCCCUCUCUCUCUCUCUCUCUGUGUGUGUGUGUGUGUGUGUGCUUGUCUUGGUCCAUGUGGCUGAAGGGUGCCAAGGCUAAUGAGCCCCUUGCUGGCGUCUCGGAGGUGAUUGACGUGUUGCGGCGUGUCGAGGAGCAGCUCGCCAGCACUCAGGAGGGCCGCAUCAGGGCCUUCACCGCCAUGGGUGGCGACCCGUUGCGAGUGGGUGACACUGUGCCCAUACAGGCGGCCUUCCUAUACGCCACACACGUCGUCAGCCGCUUCCACGACAGGUCGGUCAGCAGACCGACCAACACACACACAAGUGCUUCCCAUUCCGACGGCCAUAUGUUUGUCUGUCUGUGUGCAGGUACCCAUUGGCUGUGCCGCUGUGUCCGUCGAGCGAUGCGGUGCAGGUGGGUGUGGUGGAUGAGGCGGCCCUUAGGAUGCUGGUCGACGGCCGACAGCGAGUGGUGCCAGCCGCCAGGGUGCCACAGCAGGUCUGACCUGACGGAUAUGGGUCCAUUUAGAUGUGAGCAAAAUGCUCACAGGUUGAUGUAUGUCGAGUUUUGGCGAGUUGUGGAGGUCGGAGGGGUGGGCCUUGGUGCUGUG
Molecule: messenger RNA, 2085 nt
Organism: Vitrella brassicaformis
Lineage: Eukaryota; Vitrellaceae
Source: the annotation of a GenBank genome assembly